Molecule: messenger RNA, 1569 nt
Organism: Phymastichus coffea
Lineage: Eukaryota; Metazoa; Arthropoda; Insecta; Hymenoptera; Eulophidae
Product: carboxypeptidase B-like
Exons: 8
Coding region: 54-1400 (448 amino acids)
Biological process (GO): proteolysis
Molecular function (GO): zinc ion binding; metallocarboxypeptidase activity
Source: RefSeq, a predicted model, not a curated record
UCGCCGCGUGCAGAUUUUAAUACUCGCGCGCGCGCGCGUCCGCGCCCCUGGCCAUGAGGUGUUGCGCGCUUUCGUUGCUGCUGCUCUUUCUCGCCGGCGACGUCGUGGACGCCAGCACGCAAGAUGCUUUCGGGGUACACAGACUAUUGGUCUACUGUGACUCCAAACCCAAACUGGCAUUGGUGUUAGCUCAUGAAAAUGACGAGGACUUUGAUUUUCUGAGAAUUCCGCGAUCCUUCGACGAACCUGUGGACGUUUUAGUCACAGCAGAUGGAGUGAACAGAUUCAAGGAUGAGUUGCGUUCGAACAAUAUCGGAUUCGAAGUUCUCACCGAAGAUGUUAGUCAAGUUCCGCAGGAAGAAACGAGGCAUGACCGACGGAAACGCUACGCUAGUGAUGACUAUAAUAUCAUCGAUUUCAAAUCGUAUCCUCGUUAUCAAGAGAUACAGGCAUACUUAGAAAUCAUCGACCAGAAAUAUCGAUUUGUCAAAUACAAAGUUCUGGGUUUCACGUUCGAGAACAGGCAGAUAAUGGGCAUCAAGUUUUCCAGUGGUGGCGAAGAACGAAAGCCAGCAGUUUUCAUCGACGCUGGUAUACACGCACGUGAAUGGAUUGCACCUACCACCGCGUUGUAUGCCAUCAAACAGUUAGCCGAGAAUGCUAGCAAUUAUCACCUGUUUCAGAACGUUGAUAUCUACAUUAUACCUCUUGCUAAUCCUGAUGGUUACGAAUACACGCACUACAACCAGACGACCAAGUACUGGAGGAAAACGCGAACGGUGUAUAAUUUUACCGAAUGCUUGGGAGCUGAUGCUAAUCGUAACUUUGAGUUGGAAUGGAUGACCGUUGGAGCUUCGGAUCGACCUUGCAGUGGUACUUACGCAGGUAGCCGACCAUUUUCCGAGGCUGAGGCUCGCGCCAUAAGAGAUUUCAUUCUGGCUCGGCGAGAUCGGAUAGUCGUGUAUUUGACACUGCACUCGUUUGGUCAGUAUUUCCUUCACCCUUGGGGAUUUACAACAGCGUUACCUGCAAACGAGCCAACCUUGCGAUGCACUGCAAAUGCGGCAUUAAAUGAGCUAAGAAAAGUACGAGGAACAGAGUACAAAGUAGGCAGCUCCACCAAUGUUUUAUAUGCAGCAUCGGGUGGCAGCGACGACUGGGCGAUGGGAAUCGCUGGAAUCCCAAUAGUGUUCACAAUCGAAUUACCUCCACUACCAGGCAACAUUGAAAAUUUCUUUCCACCCGUCAAAGAAAUCGAACCCGUUGGUCGUGAGACCUUCGAGGCUAUCAAAGUUUUCAUUCGGUACGCCAAUGGCGAAGUUUGCACUGCGUCUCAGCCAUUACAAAUAGCACCUAGUCAAGUAGACGAUAGCGACAGACCAUUCACGGUUACACCAUGACCUUUCUCUUUCUUUCCACGUGGUGUCGCUGACUGUUCUUUGUUACUUCUCACUUUUUUUCUCUCUUUGUGCGCCAACUCAAACGUGUCAUUUUUCUUCUACCGUGUGCUUGUGUGCAAUCGAAUGAUUUGUAAUAAAGUUAUACAAAACUACAUUUGCGUUUUUUAUU